Molecule: messenger RNA, 2460 nt
Organism: Aspergillus homomorphus CBS 101889
Lineage: Eukaryota; Fungi; Ascomycota; Eurotiomycetes; Eurotiales; Aspergillaceae
Product: arrestin C-terminal domain-containing protein
Exons: 3
Coding region: 1-2460 (819 amino acids)
Biological process (GO): ubiquitin-dependent endocytosis
Cellular component (GO): cytoplasm; cytosol
Molecular function (GO): protein-macromolecule adaptor activity; ubiquitin protein ligase binding
Source: RefSeq, a predicted model, not a curated record
AUGACGGCUCACGUUUCUCAUCUACCACAGGUUCUUCUGGGAUCGGUUACCAGUCCCGGUGGUACAAUCACCCAAUUCCCCGACGGUGCGCCCGAGUCAACUCCGUUUCACGUGGGAUCUGAUCGGCGUCCAUCGCUCGAGACAUCGACCCUUGCUAGCGAUACUAGUUCCACCGUCGGGCAAUCGUCUAGACGAGGCUUCCGUCGUCGCGCCUCGAUCCUUAAGAGAUUGGCGGGUCCGCGGGAAAACGCAAAGCGUCUCUUCGGCUUGGGGUCCCUGAUCCACUCUGCGCCCUCUACGCCACCAUCGCCCCCUCUUCCUCCCCCUCCCCCUUCUGCCUCAAUGACUCAAACACAUCGUCCUCGCCCCGUGUCUGAGAUCGUUUUGAAUCCCGACAAUGCCACAAUGCUCUCUACCACCGGGUUAAGAGUGGGCAGACUGCGCUCGCAUUCUUCCUCCACCGUGUCUUCCACCCAGCCUUUUCCGGCUUCCGCUCAUUCCGUCCCCGCAUCGGAUCCGGCCGUGCCGUUCCCUGCUCUACGCAACGAGAAGAUAGUCGCCACAGGAAGCGGAAUCUCCGUCGGAAUCGCCCUCACGGAGCCAGUGCUAUACCUGCAGGGUUACGAUCAGAAUGACCCAAGUACCAAGAAAUCCGCCAUCCUCCGCGGACAGUUGCACCUGAAAAUCACCAAAAGCGUGAAGGUGAAGAAGAUCUCGAUCUGUUUCCGUGGACAUGCGCAAACCGACUGGCCGGAUGGCAUUCCACCCAAGAAAGUGCACUUCCACGACAAGAAAGAUCUGGUAACGCAUGGAGUGAUGUAUUUCAACCACGGCGAUACGGCACUGAUGCAGAAUGACUACGGCGCGCAUUUCUAUCAGCACGCUAAACCCGUGACUUCUGUUACAGGAAAGGACGGUCCGACUCUGAUCACUCGCGAGCUGCUUUCCAAGACGGGUUCCUCGACUUCGUUGAGUCAUGCGGGCCAGUUUACUGCCAAGGAACUGAAACGACUAUCUUUAAGUUCAAACAACUCUCGCAGCUUUGGAAAGAAUGAUCCGCCGCCUCCGCCGGUCCAUCCGCCCCGCAACUACCGCCUCUUCCCCGUUGGCGAUUACCUGUACAGCUUUGAAUUUCCCAUCGAUGGAUCCCUCCCGGAGACAAUCAAGACCGACCUGGGGUUCGUACAGUAUGAUAUUGAGGCGAUCGUGGAGAGAGCCGGAGCGUUCCGACCUAAUCUGCUGGGCAGCUUGGAGGUCCCGGUGAUCCGCACCCCGGCGGAGGGCUCGCUGGAGCAGGUCGAACCGAUCGCGAUUUCUCGCAACUGGGAAGAUCAGCUGCAUUAUGAUAUCGUCAUUUCGGGAAAAUCCUUCCCUCUUGGAUCCCAGGUUCCUAUCGCAUUCAAAUUGACGCCCUUGGCUAAAGUCGAAUGCCAUCGGAUCAAGGUUUAUGUGACGGAGAAUAUUCAACACUGGACGGCCGAUAAGAGCGUGCAUCGCUUCCAGCCCGCGAAGAAAGUGCUAUUAUUUGAAAAGCGCGCCGACUCUGCCAGCACGAGUACCUAUCCAGGUAGCUCGAUGCGAGUCACGGCAGGCGGUGGCAUCGACUGGGACCACCGCACAGCUGCGGCUCGAGGUGAGGAAGUGGUUGACCGAAACCGCACCAACCUCCUUGGCAAUCUUUCCAGCGAUUCAGGGGUUGGCCCCACCGAGAUGGAGUUCAAUGUUCAGCUCCCGAGCUGUCAAGAGAUGCGCAACCGCGACGAGUCGCAGCGACUGCACUUCGACACCACGUAUGAAAAUAUCCAAAUCAAUCAUUGGAUCAAGAUUGUUCUACGCCUUUCGAAGGUCGACGAAAGAGACCCUGGCAAGCGAAGGCAUUUCGAGAUCUCGAUUGAUUCUCCGUUCCAUCUACUAGCUUGCAAGGCCACCCAGGCAAAUAUCUACCUUCCGGCGUACACCUCGCCGGAGUCGGAGCCAACCCCGCAGGCUCAAGAGUACGAGUGCGGCUGCCCUGGUGCGCCACUGCUCAAUCGGGCCGGUUCCAGCCGACAAUCGCUGUCAUCCGAACGGGAUGAACGACCGAAUGGAGGCGCUGUCUCCAGAAGUUUCACCAACGGCUCUGGUGGCUUGACUCGACCACCUCAGGCACAUUUGGCUGACGAGCCGGUCGACCGACCACCCCGGCCCAUGCAUCUUCUGCGGGCCCCGUCGUUUGCGCCUCCUGCGUUUGAGGAACUCGAGCCACCGCCACCUCUCGUCACUCCUCCGCCCGAGUACAACACUAUCGUCGGAGACAAUGACAGAGAGACCGUGCUGCAGGAUUAUUUUUCGCGGCUUUCCACUUAUGAAGAACACGCUGAUGACGAUCGCGGCCGUGGGCGUGUUGACGUGCCUCUGACACCCGGAGGCCGCGUGAACCGCAGCAUGGACGUCCCACGAGAAUGGGUACGCCUGGAAUAA